UUUAAUAAACCAGUGAUGGUUUUAUAGCAAAGGAGCUAAGACAGAAGGUGAUUGUAAUAAAUGUCUGUAAUGACUAUAAAUAAGUGCAAUUAUUUUCACUGCUUCAGCACACUGUGUUUUCAUAUGAAAUAAUUUGUUAAUUAUUUUGUUCAAUUUUGACUUUUUGUAAGAGUGUAAAAUCAUGAUCUGUUAUAAGGUUGUUCAUUGGAAAAGAGACAAGCUUACUGUUACUAUAGUUAUCAUCAUGUACAUUCAAUCCUAUUAUAUUUGAUUCAAAUGUAUUGUCAUUGUGCACAGUACAAGGAGAGAGACAAUGAAAUGCAGUUAGCAUCUAACCAGAAGAGCGAAUAGUAAUAGAUUAUAAACAGUCAGGUAAUGUCUCUAAAGAUGGAAAUGGAUGUCAGUGGAGUUUCCAGGGCGCCCAUCUCUGUUCUACCUGCUGCUGAGGUCAAGGCCUCCCUGAAGCCUGAACUAGCGGACAAACCUCGAUGUGCUAGCACCCCCUGCUCCCCGAUCAAAAGUACUGUUUCAGGAUACCAGAUUCUCCACAUGGACUCUAACUACCUGGUGGGCUUUACCACAGGUGAGGAGCUGCUCAAAUUGGCCCACAAGUGGUCUUCAGCAACCAACGCCACCACACCCACAGAGAAACCUCCAGUACCAGAAGCCUUGCCCGUCACCAGCUCAGUUCCCAAGCCCAUGGAUCUUGGCAUCCACCGGAUGUCUCGCAAAGCCAAAAUGCGGUACUACCAGCCCUAUGACAUCCCUGCCGCCAACGGACGAAGACGGAGGCGCAUGCCCAGCUCAGGUGACCCCUAUCUCAGGUCCCUGUCGAAUGGCGAGCCAGGGAGAGCCCUGCACGGCCCCUUGCCCCUCUGCCUGCUCAAAGGGAAAAGGUCCCAGUCCAAGUCGCUGGACUACCUCAACCUGGACAAAAUGAGUGUCAAGGAACCGGCAGACACAGAGGUGCUGCAGUAUCAGCUUCAGCACCUGACACUGCGCGGGGAGCGCAUGUUUACCAGAAACAAGACAUGAAGCAACAUAGCUGGGCCUGCCACCCAAUUACCCACCCCAAUAUGGGAUAUGGGUGCUAUUUUGGGCUGUUUCUCCCUGUUUAGAUUAUAGGUGAUCCUUUAAGAAGACUCUUGUGAGGCCAAUUGAUCUUGUUAUAUUGUCAAGCAAAUGUGACAAGGCUUUCGGGAUCCAAGCUGUUGUAUACAUACAUAACAAAAUCUGAACUAAUAUUAAGUUUGUUCUGACACUGUAAAAGGUUGUUUAGAAACAAAAUGUGAAGUUUGUCAGGAUUAGCAAUAACUGGUAAUCUUAUUUAUUGACGAGAUUGUGUGUUUGUAUGUACUGAAUGUUGGUGUGAAUGUUCAAGUGCUUGAGUGCAUCCCUUUUUUUAACUGCUUACCGAUGUUACCACGGCCUCUAUUGCAGAAAGAACAGCCUCUCUUUUUGCAUUUUGUUGCACUGUUAGACAUCUGAACAUGUUACUGACACACAUACCUACUGUAAAUACAGUACAUGUUUAGCCCACAAUCUUCACAUCCAUUAACCACCAUUAGCUCUAGUAAUAACGGUAAACUAUUGUUUAUCAGAUCCACAACCUGCAUUGCUCUUUUUGCUCAUGAUUGGUAUGAGGGAAAUGUGGGCUUUAUGUAAACCACUGACUGUUACACAAUGAAAAGGUUAUUUAAAAGAGUCCUUUUUAAGAGGAUUUGUGGGGAACAUCUUUGGAGUGCCUGUGGUAAGAUUAGCAUUUUAUGCAUCCAGUUAACCCCUCUCUCCCAUGUUUGUGGCUUGAAAAUAAGAGGGAAUAGUAAGGGAAUAGAGUUUAGUUAGGUGUUUUGAGAUUUAAUUCAUAAAUGUUACAGUUACAUGCCCCACUUAUUCAGUAUUUUCAUUACUAUUAAAAGGAUUUAGGUUAAAUGUGGAGUCUCGGUAAGAUGACGUCAUAUAAAGCCAUGUGGCCUGCUUGCUUGUAAACACCGGCUCAUUUCCGAUGUAGAACUGCUAUUAUUGUCUCUCCUCAAUUUAGACUUAUACUCACCACCCUUAACCCCUCUGUGGGACACACCCACAUUCUUCUUAUAUUAGAACUGUAUUUUUCUUUUUGGGAUAAGAAGUUGUCACACUGUUUGAUAUUUGUCAUUGUGCUGGGUCUACCUUAAAUGGUGAAUUUGUAAGGACACAAUUUGGUUUUACCACUUCAUGAUGGCACCUAACUAUCGAAACCAAAGCAUGGUAUUAUGGGUGUCCUGGGAAAACUUGAUCACACUUUUGUAAUUCGGAGUGCAUUGGACACAUGACAAUCAUAUUCAGACUUAACUCCUUACUUGAAGUGUCCAUGACAAUGUCAUCAAAACAUUUUUGUUUCUUAUAUACUAGUGUAAUAAUUGGACCAAUACGCUGUUCCUAUUGGUCCAGAAGACGUUCUCAAAAGUUAAUAAUACCGUUUAUAUACCUCCCGAAUGUUCGCAGAGGUAAAU
Osmerus eperlanus (European smelt) is the source of this 2492-nucleotide messenger RNA. It is a transcript of the gene macir, whose product is annotated as macrophage immunometabolism regulator. The record is from RefSeq and is a predicted model, not a curated record. The coding region runs from base 376 to 1035 and encodes 219 amino acids. Gene Ontology annotation, biological process: negative regulation of fibroblast migration; negative regulation of cytokine production involved in inflammatory response. NCBI's taxonomy places the organism in Eukaryota, Metazoa, Chordata, Actinopteri, Osmeriformes, Osmeridae. The transcript is spliced from 2 exons.